Molecule: messenger RNA, 2832 nt
Organism: Culicoides brevitarsis
Lineage: Eukaryota; Metazoa; Arthropoda; Insecta; Diptera; Ceratopogonidae
Product: G patch domain-containing protein 1 homolog
Exons: 3
Coding region: 73-2832 (919 amino acids)
Biological process (GO): mRNA processing
Cellular component (GO): nucleus
Molecular function (GO): RNA binding
Source: RefSeq, a predicted model, not a curated record
AAAUAAUAUUUUUUUCCCGAACUUUGCAGAAAAUAUUAAAUUUUCUUUGCCAAAAGACAUCAUUCGAACACGAUGGAUGACGAUUCAGAGUUCCAAUUGUUCGGAACACCUUUAAAGCCGUUCGAGGAAGACCAAAUACCCUCCAAUCGCCCGGUGAAUGUGCAAGACCAGAUCGUUCGUGACGAAAAUGGCAGACGAAGGUUUCACGGAGCCUUCACGGGAGGCUUUUCCGCUGGUUUCUGGAACACUGUCGGCUCCCUGGAAGGAUGGAAACCGAGUGAAUUCAAGUCGUCACGCGGCGAAAAAGCGCAGGCACGUCAACAGAAGCCCACAGACUUCAUGGAUGACGAGGAUUUGGGCGAAUUUGGUAUUGCGCCGCAACGAGUCAAGACAAUGGAGGAUUUCAGUGACUCGGGGCCGUCAUCGAAUCGUGGCGUAAAGCGAAAGCACGAGACUGUAGGACCAAUUCCGGGUGUUCCUGUGCUAGAAACGUUGAUGGCGCCCGUAAAAGAUAAAAUUGCCGUGCGAAUUUUACGAAAAAUGGGAUGGAAAGAUGGACAGGGAGUGGGUGCGAGACUCACGAAGAAGGAAAAGAAACGAGCAAAAGAGCGAAAUGCAAAGGAAAUGUACAUUGCGAAGAAAUACGGAUGUGAUAUGGGUCCAUUUGCAAAGUCACAAGCUCAAAGUGAGUCGGAUGGAGAUGAAUCUGACGACAGCGAUUAUGAAAUAACGUUCGCACCGGAUGAUUUUGAUCCAUUUGUGGUAACAGUCAAAGAUAAUUCCUUCGGUUUGGGCUAUUCUGGCUUGAAUCGUGAACCUGUGCUCAAUCAAUCGUUCAAAUUAUUCGACACUUUGGAAGUUUAUGACAAGAAAACGAACAAAAAACUGUCAAUUAAGGGACAGGCCUUUGGAGUUGGUGCCCUCGAAGACGACGACGAAGAUAUUUACAUGCGAGACGACAUGUCAAAGUACGAUUUUACGCUCGACGACCAUAAAAAGCCAAAAAUGAAGGCAAUUGCAGCCCCUCCAAAGUUCAAUGAUAUCAUCGAAGGGUUCACAAAACCCAAAGACGCGAAAAAAACCUUCCAAAAAAUCUUCAAAGUACAAAUGCCGGAGAAUUUUAAGCCACGAAAUUGGAUGGUGAAACGAUCGAGGUUCGAACCACUGCCAGCGGAAACAGCAAAGAAACUCCAGGAAGAAAAUUCUUACAAAAGACAGGGAUUGGGAAGACACGAUUUGAAGCCAGACGAACGAGGAAAAUUAUUACAAGAGAAAUCGGAGCAAAAAUCAGACCCAAAACCGAGUGCAAGUACAAGCAAAUCGUAUGGCGAUAAAAAUAUUUUAGAUAAAAUCUUGGAAAAAUCAAGCAAUUUUACGAAAGGAGGCGUCAUUAACAUGGAAGAGGAAUUAAAACCCGAAAAUUCAGUUACUCAAGACCCGAAUGUGGUAAAAGAAAAUCAAGAAGUUCAAAAAAAUGCGGCAAAAAUAACGGAAAAACUACCAAAAAGCACUCCUGGAGUGUUUAUUCCUUUCGCAAUCGAUCCCUUGAAGCAGGAACGCUACGAAAAAUUUCGAGAUUUCAAGAAAAAUGAGGAAUUUGCAACAGCUGAGGAGUAUUUGAAGUCAUUGCAACCCUUCCACAUGAGUGAUUGGGACCGAGAAUUCGAAUUAAAGGAAUUUACGCAUGCUAAAAAGUUGUACAAACCGAUGGAAGGACUAAUGUUUGACAGAUUCGUUUCUGAAGGAACCAUCGACAAAGACAAACCAGAAGUGAUAGAAACAAGCACGGGAGUCAUAAAAAUCAUUAAAAUGAAACGCACAAAAGUUCUGUGGAAGCCCCAUAAGGACUUGUGCAAAAGAUUUAACGUUCCCGAGCCAUUUGGCGGCAUGUUGAUCGAAGAAAAACCGAAAAAAGGAACGAAAUUUUCCGUUUUUGACUAUAUCGAAGUACCUACAAACUCGAAAACGAACUUUGUGACACCCGUAAUUGUGCCUAAAAAAGUCCAACAAGCAAAAAAACCUGAAAAACCGAGGGUUUCAGCUAAAGAGUUCUUCAAUGAGGAACAAAAAGUGGUUGUGCCUAAUUUAUUUGGUCACAAAAAAGAUGAAAAUCAAGAAAAAUCAAAAGACGAGACAACUUCAAAUGAAAUUCCAUCAACAUCAACUAAGCAACUGCCAUCAUUCAAUAAACCCAAAACCGAACUCGAGCAAAAAGUCGAAGAAAAUCUCAACAAACGCCCCGAGGAGAAAAAAGAUCUUUUUAAAUCAAUUUUUUGUGAUACGUCAGACGAAGAAGAGGAAGAAGAAGCCAAACCUCCUGAAAAGCCUCCAAUGUCGGAUGCGGAAAAAAUGAAGUUAAUUGAUGCCUUUGUUGGAAUCAAACCUGCUGUAGAAUUCAAUAUUUUACGAAAUAAAUCGCCUCCACGGGGAAUUUUCAAAAAUAUUUUGGAAGAAUCGCGUGCCAAGGAAGUUCCGGCAUCGAAAAAUGAUAAAAAUAAAUCAGAUUCGUCAGAUAGCAGCAGUGACAGUGACGCAUCAGACAAAGAAGAAGGAUUUUAUGGGCCGAAAUUGCCAUCAGCAAAACCUGAAAUAGCUCCAACAAGUUCUAAUCAAGUGCCGUCAGCUGAAGCUUCACAUGCGUUUUUAAGUUCGAGCAUCGAUAACCGAUUAUCCGAACUGCUGAAGAAAAAUAAAGAAGCCGUUGUCUUUGAAGAAUGGGUCGAAAAAGAUAGCAAGAGUAGCAAAAAGAAGAAAAAGAAGGAGAAACACAGCAAAAGUAGUAAAAAGUCGAAAAAACAUAAGAAGGAAAAAAAGAAAAAGGAUAAAAAAUAA